Xiphias gladius (swordfish) is the source of this 1610-nucleotide messenger RNA. RefSeq names its product B-cell translocation gene 4 (gene btg4). Gene Ontology annotation, biological process: negative regulation of mitotic cell cycle; negative regulation of cell population proliferation. Gene Ontology annotation, cellular component: cytoplasm; nucleus. The transcript is spliced from 4 exons. Lineage: Eukaryota; Metazoa; Chordata; Actinopteri; Istiophoriformes; Xiphiidae. The record is from RefSeq and is a predicted model, not a curated record. The coding region runs from base 481 to 1278 and encodes 265 amino acids.
CAUCACACAGCUGAACUGUGGUUUCAUUAAAGCACAUGAGAAAGUGAGGAGUGAUUCUUUCAGUAUCUGAUGCAUGUGGGUUUCCGCUACCGGAGGAGCUGCUGCUUCAUACACAGAUUUAGAUCGUUGUAGCUGCAUGUGCUUUGUUAUUUAUUUAUGGUUGUUAUUGUAGCAGCAUUAGAAAUCAGAGCUGAGUUCUCUCUAGAGCUCCAGCAGCAAAUGUGUUUGCUCGAGUUGUCUGGCUUCCAGUUUGUCUUGUUAGUUUUAUUUGGUGUCGUUUGCUUUUCUGCAAACAGUAGGAUCACCCUACACGUCUUUUAUUGUCUGAGGAGGUUUUUUAACGGUAGAGGUCUGAGUUUGCUGAGUCUGGUUGGGUUCGUUAAACUAGAGAUUAGUGUGUGUGUGUGAGAGAGGGGGAGAGAGAGAGAGAGAGAGAGAGAGAGAGUGUGUGUGUGUGUGUGUGUGUGUGUGCGUGCAGCCAUGAAGGAGGAGAUCGCUGCUGCUGUGUUCUUCGUGGCUCGGCUGGUGAAGAGAUAUGGCUGUCUGGACAAUGACAGCAGGGAGCGAUUUGCUGCCGCCCUCACCUCUGUUCUGUUUGAGAACUACAAGAACCACUGGCACCCAAGCGCCCCCACCAAGGGCCAGGCCUACAGAUGUCUGCGUAUGAACCGUGUUCGGCUGCAGGACCCGGUUCUGCAGCAGGCCUGCGAGCGCAGUGCAGUGCGGUACGAGGAUCUGGGCCUUCCCCAGGAGCUGACGGUGUGGGUCGACCCUGGAGAGGUGUCCUGCAGGUACGGUGAACACAGCACUCCAUUCUGCGUCUCGGUGGUGGGCAGUUGUCAGCGCGGAGACGGGGAAUUUUCCCGCCGCAUCCAUGAUGCUGUGGAGCGAGCGAGCCUUGAUGUCCAAUCAGGAAGCUCUUCGGACGAGGAGGAGGGGGUUGGAGACAGCAGCAGCAGCAGCAGCAGUAGCAGCCUAUCAGCUCUCUGCCCUGCGCCGAUCCCCGCCGCCAACCCUGAACCCAAAACCAUCCCAACUGUCAGCAACCCCAACAGCGUCUACCGGUUCAGUGAGUUCUCUCCCGGCGCCCCUCAGACCUGGCUGCGGGACAAGCGGAAGGCCUUCGCCGGGGAUGCAUUCCCACCGCACGCUCCUCCAGCUGGAGGUCCCACCUCCCAGUUCGCCGGCCAGAAGGGCUUCAAGUCCUACCGAGCCACGUUUACCUUCACCGGGCCUCGUGUUGACAAGUACCACUGGGUCAGCAAAUCCCGGUCCUAGAGCGAGUCGGGUUGCUGCUCGGGCCAGGAGCCGGGAUGCUGGAUCAGAGCUCCGUGUGCAGGGGGGAAAAAGUGUCAGGACACUUAAGUAUGUUUAAAGGAUUUAUUAUUCGUACAUGGUUUAAAGUAAUAAUGAUUUAAAGUCAUGCUGUUUAAGUAUGUUUUUAAACUUUGAAAUAUUCAAGUAUUUUAACUAAACCCUCCCUUCUAAAUGUUUGUUUUUUUGUUUUUUUUGUUUGUUUUUUUUAAACUACAAGUAAGUGUGAAUAAAGUAACAUUGAACUGUCAUUGAAAAGAAAUAAAUGCGUCUGUCAGCUCUGCUGGUUAUUCUAA